Molecule: messenger RNA, 1266 nt
Organism: Mesorhabditis belari
Lineage: Eukaryota; Metazoa; Nematoda; Chromadorea; Rhabditida; Rhabditidae
Source: the annotation of a GenBank genome assembly
AUGUCGUCCUCAGCUAUCUUCAUAUUAGAUCUAAAGGGAAAGGUGAUCAUCGCAAGAAAUUAUCGGGGGGACAUCGAUAUGAGCGUCAUCGAUCGAUUUAUGCCACUAUUGAUGGAAAAAGAAGAAGAAGGAAUGGUGACUCCAGUCCUCGUCCAUCCUGAAGUGACAUUCGUCUUUAUUAAACACACAAACAUCUAUUUGGUGUCUUCUUGUCGAACAAAUGUGAACGUAACUCUGGUGCUAUCGUUCUUAUACAAAUGCAUCGAGGUAUUUAACGAAUACUUCAAAGACGUUGAAGAAGAGUCGGUGAGGGACAAUUUUGUGGUGAUCUACGAGCUGCUGGAUGAAAUGAUGGAUUUUGGAUUUCCACAAACGACUGAAAGCCGAAUACUUCAAGAAUAUAUAACUCAAGAAGGUCACAAACUUGAAAAUGCUCCACGGCCACCAAUGGCAGUGACAAAUGCGGUUAGCUGGCGAAGUGAGGGCAUAAAAUAUCGAAAGAAUGAAGUCUUUUUGGAUGUCAUCGAAAGUGUUAACAUGCUUGCAUCUGCUAAUGGUACCGUCUUGCAAUCCGAGAUUGUCGGAGUAGUAAAAAUGCGUGUUUAUCUUACCGGAAUGCCCGAAUUACGACUCGGAUUAAACGAUAAAGUACUAUUCGAAGGAAGUGGACGUGGGAAAAGCAAAUCAGUAGAGCUGGAGGAUGUGAAAUUUCAUCAAUGUGUUCGACUUUCGCGCUUUGACAACGAUAGAACUAUUUCUUUCAUUCCACCCGAUGGAUCAUUUGAGCUUAUGAGUUACAGAUUGAACACUGUGGUAAAGCCGUUGAUUUGGAUCGAAACCUCCGUGGAGAGACAUUCGCACAGUCGCGUAGAGUACAUGAUCAAAGCAAAAUCACAGUUCAAACGUCGUUCAACAGCCAAUAACGUCGAGGUGAUCAUACCAGUUCCAUCGGACGCCGAUUCUCCGAAGUUCAAGACGAGCAUUGGAAGCGUUCGGUAUACACCCGAGCAGUCAGCAUUUGUUUGGACCAUCAAAAGCUUUCCAGGUGGUAAAGAAUAUCUUCUUUCUGCACACUUCUCGUUGCCUUCGGUUGUGAGUGAAGAAAGUGAGGGAAGGCCACCAAUCAAAGUCAAGUUCGAGAUCCCAUACUUUACCACUUCCGGGAUUCAGGUCCGCUAUUUGAAAAUUAUCGAGAAGAGCGGAUAUCAAGCACUGCCGUGGGUUCGGUACAUUACUCAGAAUGGCGAGUAUCAGAUGCGCAUGAAG